CGCGUGAAAGCUGCGGGUUGAGUUUGAGGUGUCACAGGCUGUCUUCGCUGAGAAGCGUCCUCCGGCCCCGGCUCCAUGAGCGCCGCGGCGGUGCCCCGGGACCUGCAGUUGCCCCCGAGCCACAGGGCGGAUUCUGCCUUCAGAGAACAAAGAAGACAAAAACUCAAGGAACACCUUCUAAAGAGGAAAACUCUGUUUUCAUUAAACCGGGAAAAUCAAGUAUUACCCAGGGAAGACCAGAGAGCAAUGGCAUCUGAGGAUAAAGUCCAACAGGAGACAAAAGUUUUGAAACUUAAAACAAAAAUGGCUGAUAAAGAAAACGUCAACAAACACACAGGGAGCAAAAGUAAUAUAACACUGGAAAAAAGCUGUAAUCCUUUAACACCUUCUAAGGAAUUAACCAAUUCAACUAUAGCAGUUGACACACAUAACUUGGAAACCAAAAACCAAAGUUUGCAGAUGACACCAACUAAAGAUGACCCCCAGAGUCAACAUAUGACAUUAAGCAAAGCAUUUCACCUUAAAAAUAAUAAUAAAACGAAACAGAUGACUGCAGAAAAACCAAAGCAAGAUGUCAACUUGCCGAAGAGACCUGUUCUUGGAUCUUACCGUGGGCAAAUUGUUCAGUCUAAGGUUAAUUCCUUUAGAAAACCACUUCCAGUGAAAGAUGAUAAUUCUUCAAUAGCAAAGAAACUUCCAGCUACUUUCUCUGGAGCCAUAAAGCCUCAGCCUGUAAACAACAGUGUUAAAAUAUCAUCGAGAAGUGAUGGUGUCUCACAUAUCAGGGCAGCCACAAAAUCUGUCAGCACCACAUAUCAGAAUAAACAACUUGUUCGACCUCCUAUCAGAAGUCACCAUGAUAAGAAUCAGGACCCUGUGAAACACAGCACCAUCAGCAGAACCACUGCCAAUGUCACAGUUCGCAAAGGGCCUAAUGAAAAAGAAUCACGGCUACAUGCAUCUGUAUCUAGUAUUAAGACCAGUUCUUCUCAGGAUGUGAAAAUAAAUAGAACACUGUCAAGAAACAUGACAUCUGAAAUUGUAAGCAGACCCCCUUUAUCUACUAAUCCCAAACUAAUUGAAAAGUCAAAAGUUGUUGAUCAGCGCAGACAUACUAUAGCAAAAGCAACCACUGAUGGUAGAGCAGCUUGGCCAAAAGAAACAGCAGAAGAGAGGAAAGCUCGUCUGAGUGAGUGGAGAGCUAGUAAAGGAAGAACACUGAAAAAGCCUCCUAGCUCAGUAGUUACCCAUCCUGAGCCUGCAAAACAAAAUGAAAAACCGAUUGGGUCAUUUUGGACAACCAUGGCAGAAGAAGAUGAGCAAAGAUUAUUUACUGAAAAAGUCAACAAAACAUUUUCUGAAUGUUUGGGCCUGAUUAGUGAGGGGUGUCCAAGAGAAGAAAUAUUGGCCAUACUGAAUGAUCUGAUUAAAGAGAUUCCAGAUGCUAAAAAACUUGUUAAAUAUUGGAUAUGCCUUGCACGUAUUGAACCAAUCACGAGUCCUAUUGAAAAUAUUUUCACAAUCUAUGAGAAAGCCAUCCUGACAGGAGCUCAGCCUAUAGAAGAGAUGAGAUAUGCAAUUGUAGACAUUCUGGCAAUGAAGAGUCAAGAAAAAACUAAAUCUGGAGGAAAUAUUGAAGAGACUUGUAUAACCAAGGAACAAGUACAAGAAGUCAACAAUGAAGAUACAGGGGUUAAUCUAGAUUCAGGAAAACCAGAAGUAAAAAAUGAAGUUCACAAAAAUGUGGCAUUUCAAGACUAUGAAAAAGCUCAGGACAGAGAUACAACAAAAGACCCAGGCAGUGAUGUCAAGACACCCAAUACCAGCACAAGUUGCUUAAUUAAAUAUAAUGUGUCUACUACACCACACUUACAAAGUGUAAAAAAGAAGAUGCAUAUUGAUGAAACAAAUUCCACCUUUAAAGAGCUGAAGUUUCUGACUCCAGUUAGACGGUCUCGACGUCUUCAGAAGAACUCUUCUAAACUGCCAGAUAUGUUAAAAGACCAUUAUCCUUGUGUGUCUUCACUGGAAGAGUUAACAGAGUUGGGAAAUGAAACAGACGCUUUCAUAUGCCGCCCUAAUGCAGCACUCUAUCCGAUGGUCUUGGAUGCUGAAAUAGCAGAAGAGAAAUAGAUCUGUGAUGAGGAAUGGGUUUUUCUUUUUUACUUUCCUUCUAUCAUCUCUGGAGUGUGGUACUUUUGUUUCUUAGGAGUUAGCCAAGUGCCUAGGUAUUUAUGGCAGUAAGCUUUCUAGAUUCACAUAAUAACAGAUGUUACUUUUGUGUGUGUGUCAGGAUGCUAAUCCUACCAUACCUAUCUGUAGAUUUGAGUUUCCCUGGGAGGUGUAUUUUGUUGGUCUACUUUGUUCUUACUUAUUUGUUCACCUUACUUUUAACAGUCUUAAGUUACAGGGGAAAAACAAAUGUAAGUUUAGUGAUGUGUGGGUAGAAGUGAGGCAUUCUAGAUAAACAUUUUUGCAUGAAAGUAGCUUGAAUUUUUAAGGUGUAUACCUUUGACUUUAAACAGAGUGCAGAUUUUUCUUUUGGUCUUUCCUUAAGUCUAGAUCAGGAUGUAAGUCUGCAAUUGUACUGUAUAGAGUGAUUCCCUUGAAAUAUUAAGACAGAAAAUUUAGCUUUCCUUAUUAUGCUGAUUUCUAACCUUUAUGCUUCUACAGUUACUCGUUCUCACCUUCACUAAUGCCAGUGAGUCCAUACCUGUGGUUUCAUGGCCUCUUUCUUCUUGAGAAUAGCUGAGGUCAUCAAACAAGAUGGUUGACUAAAUAUCCCAUUUGUAAGAGAAUAAAUAUACUUUAUAAGAUGAAACAAAAAUUUCCAAAUUUACCUUGUCAAGAGUAGGAUUUUUUAUUCUUCCUUAACUGUAUGUGUACUAAAUCCAAUAAAUUAAUAUAUUUGUAUAACAAUAUUCCAGUGAUGUUCAUUUCAACAAAUAUGAAGUGCAGCUUAGCUCAUAGUGAAUUUGUUUGAAACUUAACUUUGAAAUUUAGUAGAAUUUUAAUAGAGGACAGAAAGUAGGACUUAAAAUUUUAUCACAUAAAUGUGAACAAGUAUUAAUAAUUAUCAAAACUUAGCUCCAGUUUUUUCAUGCUUUCUGUGAAUAACCCAAAAUAUACCAUUUGGAAAUAUUAUUUCUAGCUGACUUACACUGUCAGUGUUAAAUUAUUAUAUUCUUGCUAUCUGGUUAAUUUUGCCAUGUAGCAUACCUUUAAAAAAUCUGUAAAAGUGAACUUGAAAUAAACCUCUUUAGCUAGACAAGUUUCAUAGAGGAUUUCCAUUCCUCCUCUUAGACAGUGUUUUUCCCUCCUGAGGCAAAGUGUGUCUCUAGUUCCAGUUCUAACAUUUACAACUGUAAGGUCUAUCUCCUUUUCAAAUGCUUAACAGUAGUGACAAUGUGUCUGACCUAGGUCUGUUCCAAGCAGAUUAUCUCCAGGAUGUGAUUGUGCAUAAACAUUCAAAUCCAGAUCUGCAUUCAAAGUCUCAGCUCCUAUCUUGUGUGACCAUAGAGAAGUUACUUAGUUGACUCCUUUUUUUUUUUUUUUUUCCAGAGCACUGCUCAGCUCUGGUUUAUGGUAGUGCUGGGGACUGAACUUUGGACUUUUGGUGCUUCAGUUCUGAAAGUCUGCGUAACCAUUAUGCUGUCUCCCUAGCUCCCUUCUAGUUAUUUCUUAUAUCCUCUAACUGGAUUUUCAGAUUCUUUUCUACAGGAAUUUAGAUUCAGAAUAAAGAAGUAGCUUUGUCUAGGUAGUAAUAUAAUAAUGAAGUAAUGUAAAUAGCGGGCACUGAUUUAGGAAAGUUGGUGAGCAAAGGUAACUAGUCAGUGACGAGAACAAUGAUGUAAUUAUCCAAAGAAAAAUAAGAGUGGCAGAGGGUGUUUUAGGGUGGAAUGCAACACUUGUAUGUGUGAGGUUAUACCUCUGUAAUCUUAUACUCUGUAAACCAUUUUUAAAUCAUUAAUAAAAAAAAAAGUUAACCGUUUAA
This is a messenger RNA of Erinaceus europaeus (western European hedgehog), 3994 nucleotides long. It is a transcript of the gene CKAP2, whose product is annotated as cytoskeleton associated protein 2. The record is from RefSeq and is a predicted model, not a curated record. Gene Ontology annotation, biological process: negative regulation of microtubule depolymerization. The transcript has 9 exons. Gene Ontology annotation, cellular component: microtubule cytoskeleton. Lineage: Eukaryota; Metazoa; Chordata; Mammalia; Eulipotyphla; Erinaceidae. Bases 76 to 2133 code for a protein of 685 amino acids.